Cyanistes caeruleus (blue tit) is the source of this 3370-nucleotide messenger RNA. It is a transcript of the gene MSRB2, whose product is annotated as methionine sulfoxide reductase B2. The record is from RefSeq and is a predicted model, not a curated record. NCBI's taxonomy places the organism in Eukaryota, Metazoa, Chordata, Aves, Passeriformes, Paridae. Gene Ontology annotation, molecular function: peptide-methionine (R)-S-oxide reductase activity. Gene Ontology annotation, biological process: protein repair; response to oxidative stress. Gene Ontology annotation, cellular component: cytoplasm.
AGUGUCUCCUACAAAAGUAUUGAGGGUUUCCAUGGAAAAAACAGAGCCCCCCACAGAUACAAUCCACCACUGAAGGGCUUAUGCCAAACCCCUGUUCUUCACUCCCCAGGCACCUGAGAACACAGCAUCCCUAGAUACAACAGGUCCAAGACAAAUUGUUGCAUGGUGAGCUCCCACAUGUUUCAGUGGAACCUUCCUGUAGGAGGGGACAUACCUUAGGUCUGACAAAUUGAGCAGAGGAAAACCAAUUACAUGCAAAUGCUUACAAAAUAAAAUCACCACCAUUUCAGUGUUUUCUGCCAUACAUGAUAAUGUCAAGGGGCUUUAUUAAUAGAAGCUGCGUAAGCAGAGGUUUGAAUUUGAACAGGAUUUUUUUUCACUUCUGCACCUCAUUGCUUCCUGGCUGACUGCUCAGUAUAUGCCAGCAUAGGCAUUACGUGAUGCUCUGCUUGUCCCCACAGCCAUCAGUCAAGACAGAGCCUGAGCUGGAGCCCAAAGAAAUACCAGCAGGAUAGUCUGGACUGUGACUGCUUCCCUCUUCCCUCCUGCUCUCGCCUACACAUGUGAUGCUGCUGCUGCCUCGGCACAGAGCCACACUAUGGGAAGAGCUGAGGAGCCUCUCCCCAUCUACUCAUGUCUAAGGGGACACUGUGCCUUGAUAAUUCAGGGAGAACUCUAUUGAUUACCUGUCCUCCUCAGGAACAAACACCAUCUGAACAAGGUUAAGACCAAGAAUGUAAGAGAAAUGCCUCUUUUCUACAGCUGAACUGGUGACAGAAGCCAGGAGUGACACCAUCACCUGCUAUCACUUUCUAGUCUUAAGCCACUUGCCAGAACUGGGGAAGUGUCAGAUUGGGUCUCUCCUCACUAAAGGCUCCCUAACAUGUUCCAAGUCCCUCCUAAACCAUGACUGAUAUAAGAUGCCAUAGGGGUAGAAAGUGUUAGGAAACAUCACAGGAUCAUCACUUCCCAAAAUGGCUGAACAUGGAAAAAUGUUGAACCUCUGCCUACAGCAUGGAUGCUGCCUUCUGCCAGCAGCAAAGUGGGGUGGCAAAGCCCUUUCCUCCCUGUCAGCAGUACUGCUCUCCUGACAAGUCACAGUCCUGAGGAUUCACAGGCAUCACACCCCAGGAUUUUUAUCCAGGUAGUCUGGCUUUACUCCACUGAGUCUUGUUACACAGGACAAAGCCGUAAAUCAGCUGUGUGCCCUGCUCCCCCUGACACUGCCAACAGUGUUUGAACCACACAGGAGCCUUGCUGAUAUCCAUCCUUUGGUGCAAUACUCUGUGGAUCCAAGCAGAGGCAGUGAUUACAGCCAUGGUACUGAUCAGAUGCUGUGUUGGACGUCUUCAGCUACCGUGGAACUCACUGUCUUAGGCAUAAGGAUGGUUCAAUACAAAUGUAUAUAUAUAGGCUGAUCACACAAGACUAUUUUUUGGUUUAAUUUUAGAACUGGGCUAGAAGAAUUAGAUUAAAAGAAAGUAAAUUUGAAUUAAACAUCAUUGUUAGCUUUGUUAUCCAAUGUAAUCAAAACCAUUACAUCCUUCUGAAAUGAUGAACUAAUUCCAAAUCAGAAUUGGAAGAAAAACAAACAGUAGCAUUAAUGCUCACCCUAGGAAAGUAACUCGUGUUUAGGUCUACCUUUUAAGGGUGGGCUGCCAAACUAACACACGUCUCCUAUUACAGGUAUAUUUAUAGGCCAAGCCAAGGCAGCUGUGACUGCACAUCACCCCACGAAAACAGGAAACCGUCAGAUGGCACGGCCCCUUCUCCAUUCCUCGAUCAACAGCGCUGAGAGCAAUGCCUGUAAUGCGCAUCUAGGACAGCAAGAGCGCUUUUGCAUGCAAGUACCAGACCCGUUCUCCUUAAAACCAGCCUGGAAUGGCUGCAAGCAAAUAUCUCAACAGGACUUUGUUAUAUUUACGGCUGCAGUGGAACGCCGGGAUUACACAGGGCAGGCGUCUUUCCCGGGCCCGCCCCGCAGCUAUGGCGGCUCGCCCGCUCGGGAGGAUGCUCGGGAGCUGCCGCCUGCUCCUCCUGCUCCGCUCCCCGCUGCCGAGCGCCGGCUGCGCCCGCGCUGCGCACAGAAGCACAGACACAGGCCCCCUCACUAAACAAGCUGAAGCAGCUGCUGCUACAGACUGGAAAAAAAAAUUGACUCCGGAGCAAUUCUAUGUUACACGAGAAAAAGGAACUGAACCGCCUUUCAGUGGGAUCUAUCUGAAUAACACAGAAUCAGGAAUAUACUGCUGCGUGUGCUGCAAUGCCCCCCUCUUCAGCUCAGAGAAGAAGUACAAUUCUGGGACUGGAUGGCCAUCUUUUUCUGAGGCUUAUGGUACUUGUGGCAGAGAUGAAAGUAAUACCAAUAUCCUGAGACGACCAGAUAACUCACUGGGGUCAACUAGAACUGAAGUCGUCUGCAAACAGUGUGAUGCCCAUCUAGGCCAUGUGUUUGAUGAUGGACCCAAACCUUCUGGGCAGAGGUUCUGUAUCAACAGCAUUUCAUUAAACUUCAAACCAGGCUCUGGGCAGUGAGAAGUGGCUCUCUCUGGCUUGCAGAACAUUCUUUCUCUGCUCAUACAGCACACUUGUGAAAAACUCAAAUUUUAGUAAUUAUGCUGUAGUAGCUUUGUUUUCCAGCUGUUAUCAUUGUUGAUAAAAUACAUAUUUUUGUUGUAACUCUUUGGCAGUCUGUCUUUUCAUGGUUACUGUGGCAUGUUGAUCUGCUUAUUGUAUUUUUUAAUUAAAAAAAAAUAAAUCUGUGCAAUAGUUCACAUUCCUAGGUAUCAUCAUUAACUGUAGGAGGCUGCUGAAAUGAGGUGCUCUCCUGAACCUGACUGCCUGUUCUGAGCAGUAGUUGUGGCACUCAGGAACACAGAUGUACAUGGCUGAUCAUGGCAAAGCUUAUACUUCUUUAAAAUCAUCAUAUCCUUCUAAAGAGAAGCAAAAAUAACAUGAAUCUUCAAAUAAGGUCUGAGGGGCUUUUUUCCCCCUGGUGUGAGAGACCUUUAGCUGAGCCAAGUGACUUUUCUGUGAACCCAUAAAAGCAAAGUCCUGAAGGAGUACCUAAUUAAAACUAUUUCAGGCAAUGGAACCAGUGGAGACAUGGAGUCUUUCUUCUUUUAAAUCAAUUAUUUUGAUUCUGUGUCCAAUAGCAGAGUUGAAAUAGGAUUUGCUCCAGAAACAUCUCUUACAGCAAUUAUAUGAUAAUAAUGUAAUGAUUUGUGUAAUAUUUUCAGACUUCUGUUAUCACUUGUGUAUUUCAGAAUCAAAAAAUAAAAAUGACUAUGGAAAUUCCUGUAUAUGGAGGAAAUAAAUCAGCAUCAAAAACCAGGCUUGGUAAAGCGUUGCUUUUGAUGCCUUGUCUGUU